Messenger RNA from Erigeron canadensis, 755 nucleotides. Its product is annotated as citrate-binding protein-like. The transcript has 2 exons. The coding region runs from base 20 to 664 and encodes 214 amino acids. NCBI's taxonomy places the organism in Eukaryota, Viridiplantae, Streptophyta, Magnoliopsida, Asterales, Asteraceae. The record is from RefSeq and is a predicted model, not a curated record.
UCAUCUCUCAUUAAAGUAUAUGGAGUUCUACAUUACACUAAUUAUCCUUCUAUUCCUAGGAAAAGCCAUAGGCUGCGAACCAACGGAUACCACCUUAGGAUUUGCGUCACAACCACUAAAUCGUUCCAAUUUUGACAUCCAAAAGCCAUAUAAUGUCCCGAUCAAUCAUCGAUACAAGUAUUCUAAUGGAGUCCAUAAGCUUUGGGUCAUCAAGACUGACAAACCGCACUCGAGAACCAGCAAAACGGGCCCUCGUACAGAGAUUAGAAUACGAGGUUAUGAUUAUUCUUCCGGUGUUUGGCAAUUCGAAGCAUACGGAUACGUGCCUUGUGGGACCACAGGUGUGAGCGUAAUGCAAAUAUUUGGUUCGAACCCACCUUAUGCAACAACCACAAUGUUAAGAGUUACUAAUAGUAGUCUUUACUAUUACACGCAUCCUGUUCUCAUUUCUAAUGUAUACAACAAGUGGUUUCGCUUAAAUGUUAUACACGACGUGGAAGGAAACACCGUUAAAGUUUAUAUAGACGGGGUUCUAAAACACGAAGCGACUGGGCGUGGCGGCAAAUCUCAUUAUUUCAAGUGUGGAGUCUAUACGGCAAAGGACGCCUCCUUCUAUACGGAAUCUCGCUGGAAAGAUAUUCGAAUCCUCAAAAUGCAUGAAUAAAUUUUUGAGACAAUGGUAUACUUUUGAUAUCAUUUAUUCACAUAUCUAUUAUCAACUCUUAGACCACGCGAUUCACGUAUAUCCGGAAAUA